Molecule: messenger RNA, 708 nt
Organism: Xiphophorus maculatus (southern platyfish)
Lineage: Eukaryota; Metazoa; Chordata; Actinopteri; Cyprinodontiformes; Poeciliidae
Product: fibroblast growth factor 4-like
Exons: 3
Coding region: 1-570 (189 amino acids)
Biological process (GO): positive regulation of protein phosphorylation; regulation of cell migration; positive regulation of cell population proliferation
Cellular component (GO): cytoplasm
Molecular function (GO): growth factor activity; fibroblast growth factor receptor binding
Source: RefSeq, a predicted model, not a curated record
AUGUCAUUUUUAAGGUCCAAGAUCUCUUUUUUCCUGUAUGGGAUCUUCUUGUGCAGCUUAUAUGCCACUCUUACACUCAGCAGGACAAAACAGAGCAUUCGCAAUGCCAGAUCAUUGGUGCACAGCAGCAGCUUCACUUUGAACAAAAGAGAAGAUGCAGAAAGAGAUGGACAGUACCUGCUGGGAAUAAAGAGACUUAGAAGACUUUACUGUAACGUGGGCAUCGGCUUCCAUAUUCAGGUCCUACCAAAUGGAAAAAUAACAGGAGUACACAAUGAAAACAAAUACAGCCUUUUAGAAAUUUCUCCAGUGGAAAGAGGAGUUGUGACUUUGUAUGGAGUCAGUAGUGGUCUGUUCAUCGCCAUGAGUGACAAGGGGAAACUUUAUGGUUCGGGAAGCUACAGAGAUGACUGCAAGUUCAAGGAGAAUCUCCUGGCCAAUAACUAUAAUGUCUAUGAAUCAGCUUCCCAUCCUGGAAUGUACAUUGCUCUCAGCAAGAUUGGGAAAACCAAGAGAGGCAACCGUGUGACGCCCACAAUGACCAUGACACACUUUCUCCCCAGAACAUAAUGUUUCUAAGCUAACUUUAAGGCACAGAUCUUCCAAGAGAACAGUUUGAUCAGAGAUGGGGAUUCUCUAUAAUCUAAAAUGUACCAGGACAUAAACAUAUUGUUCACUGUGAAUGAUUAAAGUUAUUUAUUGACAAGG